This is a messenger RNA of Macrobrachium nipponense, 642 nucleotides long. RefSeq names its product band 7 protein AGAP004871-like. The record is from RefSeq and is a predicted model, not a curated record. Gene Ontology annotation, cellular component: plasma membrane. NCBI's taxonomy places the organism in Eukaryota, Metazoa, Arthropoda, Malacostraca, Decapoda, Palaemonidae. The transcript is spliced from 6 exons. Bases 207 to 518 code for a protein of 103 amino acids.
UGCCAUGCAUAGAAUCCUACUCAAAGGUCGACUUGAGGACUAGUGUAUUUGAUGUUCCCCCCCAAGAGGUCCUGACAAAGGACAGCGUGACGGUGAGUGUAGAUGCCGUCGUCUACUACAGGGUGAGCAACGCCACCGUCAGCGUUGCGAAUGUGGAGAACGCCCACCAUUCGACGCGCCUCCUGGCUCAGACCACUCUCAGGAACAUGCUAGGUACGAAGAACUUGCAUGAGAUCCUAGGAGACCGAGAGUCCAUCUCAUGCGACAUGCAGGGAGUCUUAGACGAUGCCACAGAGAAUUGGGGCAUUAAGGUGGAGAGGGUUGAAAUAAAAGACGUCCGGCUGCCAGUCCAGCUGCAGCGAGCCAUGGCAGCUGAGGCUGAGGCUGCUAGGGAAGCCAGAGCCAAGGUAAUCGCUGCUGAAGGUGAACAAAAAGCCUCUCGGGCCUUAAAGGAAGCUGCUGAGGUUAUUUUUCCCUCUCUCCGGCAGCCCUCCAGCUUCGAUACUUACAGACUUUAAACACAAUCUCAGCGGAGAAAAACUCCACAAUCAUCUUCCCUCUGCCUAUCGACUUUCUACGGCAUUUCUUUGUAAAUAAAGAGUGCCACCAAAAACUCGGACCUGGAUCAAGUGUUCUCUGUUU